Molecule: messenger RNA, 5168 nt
Organism: Mobula hypostoma (lesser devil ray)
Lineage: Eukaryota; Metazoa; Chordata; Chondrichthyes; Myliobatiformes; Myliobatidae
Gene: sympk
Product: symplekin
Exons: 26
Coding region: 12-4385 (1457 amino acids)
Cellular component (GO): mRNA cleavage and polyadenylation specificity factor complex
Source: RefSeq, a predicted model, not a curated record
UCAAGUGAUGUAUGCGUGGUGCCGCUGAGGCCGAGUUUGGUGUGAAUUGCGGUUGGGAUUGUGCUGUAGGCCCCGAAAUGGCAGCGGCUGCGCCGGCCGCUGAUAGCGGCUCCUCCCGCCGUUGCCUCGCCACACAAUACUUCAACGAGGAAGAGAAUAAUGCGAUCGAGAGUCUGACAACCAGUGAGAGGGUAGUGGAUCUGCUGAAUCAGGCUGCUCUCAUUGUUACCGACAACAAAAUCACAAUUCUCAAACAGGUUCAGGAGCUGAUUGUCAAUAAGGAUCCCACACUCCUUGACAACUUCCUAGAUGAAAUGAUUGCAUUUCAGUCAGAUAAGUGGAUUGAUGUUCGUAAAUUUGUGAUUGGAUUCAUGGAGGAGGCAUGUAAGCGUGACAAUGAGCUGCUGCCGAAACUAAUUGCCAACCUCAACAUGUUGCUGAAGGAUGAGAACGUCAAUGUGGUGAAGAAGGUCAUUUUGACCAUGACACAGCUGUACAAGGUGGCACUGCAGUGGAUAGUAAAGUCAAAAAUCAUCAGUGAAAUGGAGGAGGCAUGCUGGGAUAUGGUUAGCGCCAUGAAAGAUGACAUCGUCAUGAUGCUGGAUUCUGAUAAUGAUGGAAUCCGGACUCACGCCAUCAAGUUCAUUGAGAGUUUGAUCAUCACCCUGUCACCUCGCACACCUGAUUCUGAUGUUCCACGACGGCAGGAGAAUGACAUUAGUCUGGAUCGCAUUGUGAAAGACCACCCUUUCAUUAAAGCAUGUGCACUUCAGGAAGAAGGCAAAAUGGCACUGGAUCACCUCUUGAAAUUUAUGGUUCACCCUGCCAUCUCCAGUAUCAACCUUACAGCUGCCCUGGGUUCUUUGGCAACCAUUGCUCGGCAACGGCCCAUGUACAUGUCUGAAGUGAUUCAAGCAUACGAGACUCUUCAUGCCAACCUGCCGCCGACGCUGGCGAAGUCGCAGGUCAGCAGUGUACGAAAGAACUUGAAGCUGCACUUACUGAGCGUCCUUAAGCAUCCAUCCUCUGUUGAAUUCCAUGCACAAAUCACUACGCUUCUGCUGGACCUCGGCACACAGCAGCAGGAGAUCGCUCGCAACAUGCCCAACCUGAAAGAUAUGCGGAAACGUCACCGCGAGGAGACUGACCAGGGCCUCAAGAAAAUCAAAAUAGAACCUUUAGGAGAAGAUGAUGAAGACAAAGAUCUUGAGCAAGCGUCAGUUUCCACUGUUAAACCGUCAUCGUCCCAGAACACACAGUCUGCCAUUGACGUCACGGCACAGUUUCUCAUGCCUCUACUCUCGCCAGAGAAUGUGGCGAAUUUGGUUCUGAUCAGCAUGGUUUAUUUACCUGAUGUGAUGCCAGCCUCCUUCCAGGCUACCUAUACCCCUGUGGAGUCAGCAGGAACAGAUGCACAGAUUAAACAUUUAGCCCGACUCAUGGCCACACAGAUGACAUCAGCAGGCCUUGGUCCAGGUGUUGACCAGAUAAAACUUCAGGCAGAUGAAGACAUGAAACAAGGGAAAGAUGGUAAAUCUGACAUUAGACGACGUUACUCCAUGAUGCGGGGGCAAGGCCAAGCUAUCUCUGUUGUUGGGGCACCUGUUCACUUCUCACAAGAGGAGACGCAAACAAAGAGACGACCAGAGCCUAUUAUGCCUUCAAAUCAGUCCAGUUUCAGGCCGAUGGGACAGAGUGGGCGAAAGAAGGUUUUUCGUCUGGGUGACGUGGUGCAGCAAUUGCCUGCAGAUAAGAUAGAUAAGCUGAAAAUUGGUGCCCUGAAGCGCAUCCUGAACUCUGAGAAAGCAGUGGCACGAGGUGGAGCUGGUCCGAUCCGUGUGAAGAUCCUGGCACGUCUUGUGACGCAGUUUGAUGGGAGAAUGAAAGUCGAGAUGCUGGAUUUCAUCCUUGAGGAUAUCCGAAACCGUGUCGACCUUGCAUUUGCAUGGCUUUACCAAGAGUAUAACCUGUAUCUCAGCCAAUGGCCCAGUGGCAGUCUUGAGAAUUAUGAUGAGUGUCUGACUAGCCUAUUGUCCGGCCUGCAGGAGAAACCAGACCAGAAGGACGGGCUGUUUACAAAGCUGGUCCUGGAGGCUCCAUCUAUAACUGACAAUGCAUUAGAAGUGAUCCGGAGGUAUUGUGAGGAUGAGACUCGGAUCUACCUGGGAAUGUCGACACUGAGAGAUCUGGUCUUCAAACGCCCCUCGAAACAGCUACAGUACCUUCAUGUGCUACUUGAUCUGAGCUCCCACGAGAAGGACAAGGUCCGUUCACAGGCAUUGAUGUUCAUUAAAAGAAUGUAUGAGAAAGAGCAGCUGCGUGACUACAUUGAGAAGUUUGCCCUGAAUUAUUUGCAACUGCUGGUGCACCCCAAUCCGCCUUCCAUUCUCUUUGGGGCUGACAAAGAUACAGAGGUGGCAGCUCCUUGGACAGAAGAGACGGUGAAACAGUGCCUGUAUUUGUACCUUGCUUUACUUCCCCAGAACCAUAAACUCAUCCACGAGCUUGCUGCUGUCUACACAGAGGCCAUUGCUGACAUCAAGCGCACUGUACUGCGUGUCAUUGAGCAACCGAUUCGAGGAAUGGGAAUGAAUUCUCCUGAGCUUCUACUGUUGGUGGAGAACUGUCCCAAAGGUGCUGAAACCCUUGUGACCCGCUGCCUGCACAUUUUAACAGACAAAGUUCCUCCGUCACCGGAGCUGGUGAAACGAGUCCGUGAUCUCUACCACAAGAGGGUUCCAGAUGUCAGAUUUCUGAUCCCGGUGCUGAAUGGCCUUGAGAAGAAAGAAGUAAUCCAGGCACUGCCCAAAUUAAUCAAACUGAAUCCCAUUGUGGUGAAGGAGGUCUUUAACCGGCUUCUGGGAACUACACACAUGGGUGAGGGAGGCUCAGCAGCUAUUUCUCCGUUGACCCCUGGUGAUCUUCUCAUUGCUCUGCACAACAUAGACUCUACGAAAUGUGACAUGAAGUCAAUAAUCAAAGCUACAAACCUGUGCUUUGCGGAGAGGAAUGUGUACACGUCAGAGGUCCUUGCUGUUGUGAUGCAGCAGCUGAUGGAACAGAGCCCACUGCCGAUGCUGCUAAUGAGAACAGUCAUUCAGUCCCUCACCAUGUAUCCACGUCUUGGGGGUUUUGUUAUGAACAUCCUGUCCCGCCUCAUAAUGAAGCAGGUUUGGAAGUAUCCCAAGGUGUGGGAAGGCUUCAUUAAGUGCUGCCAACGAACAAAGCCUCAGUCUUUCCAGGUGCUGUUGCAGCUUCCACCCACCCAACUCGCCAACGUUUUCGAGAAAUGCCCAGAACUCCGAGAACCACUCCUGACACAUGUGCGUUCUUUCACACCACAUCAGCAAAAUCACAUUCCAAAAUCCAUAAUGAUUGUGCUGGAGGCCAAUUCGAAGUCAGAAGUGGAACCAAUGGAAGCUAAACCCAUAAAUGAGGAAGAGCUGCAGCACCUGACCGUUGCUCACACGCAGAAGGAUAUGAUCACUAUGCGCCUGGCUCAAGAAAAAGCCCUCAAGAGGAAGCUGGAGGAAGAGCAGAAGUUCAAGCAGAUGGCAGCCCAAUUACACCCCCAUCAUGCUGCCCUCACUCCACCAAAGCUUGGAGUUUUGAAGUCCCCUGGACAGACUGCCUCCACCUCCCCAAGCCUGAAGCCUCCCACCCAAGCUCCGAGCCCUGCUGUACAGGUUCCAUCAAGCUCCCCUAUCCAGAGUGUGCCAAAUGCCCCUGCUCAGGCUCCUCCAGACUCUUCCAGUAAGCCUGCUGCCAGCCCACCUGUAGAGACCUCCCAAGCCCCUGCCAGCCAGCCUGCUGUCAGCCCUGUGGUAGAGAUGGCCCCGAACACGGUCGACCAGGCUGUGCGUGCUCCGCCCAGUCUGGUGGCUGCGUCCUCCACAGUGCCACCAAAGGACGAGCCGAUGGAAGUUGGCGACAGUGUCAGUGAUCCUGAAGGUAUUGGAGACACCUCACAACCGACGAUCAUCAUAAACGUGAAGGAGGAAGAGGAGAGGCCGAUGGCGUUGGAUGAACCAUCCCAGGGAGUAGUUGUCAUGGAGACUGGACGUGAAGGACAGAUUGUACUCAAGGAUCCAAAAGCCAGCGAACAAACCGGUCAACAGCCACUGCUCCACGAAGUGGGACAGCUGGUAGCACCAGAUGUCACGGAGCAGGUGAUCCUGGUCCGCGAUGACCCACCGGUGGCAGAGGAGGAGCCAACGUCCGGCGGCGGGCAAUCAGCCAGCCUCCCAGAACAGGCAAACGGGCAGGGCUUGUCCAGUGCGGCUCUUGAGAAGAAUGGCGAGGGGGCUGAGAAGAGCCAGGCAGCAGGAGACAGCGAUCAACAGCCCAUCACCAAACGCAAAUCUGCUGUGAGGAAAAUCAGUUAAGAGCGAUUCGUGGUACAUAUCCAUGUUAUGCAAGCUGAUUAUUAACAAAAUACAAGCUUAAAAGGACAAAUAAAAGUUUCACACUUCAAAGGAAAGUGAAAGAUGUAGUUUGUCACUGAACUUUCCUGUUCCAGGAGUUGUGCCAGGGAUCUGAUUUGAUUUUUAUUUUUUUAAAGUCCAGUUAGGUCCAUAUUGGGCUGUAAUUGAAUAACCAGUCACUGUUUAGAUAGUAAUGGUUGAAGAAAGAGCAGUGGUUGGAUACCUUGCUCUUCUUUGACCAGUAGCUCCAGUACACAUCAGUUGUGCUAGCUCUCUGUAUUGUCAUUUCCAACUGUCGGACGUGCCCAGAAUUGGGAUUGAACCCACAUCUUUUACUUCACUCUGCCCAGCUGCUGAACUCAAGUUCCCGAUAUUAUCCAAGCAUGCCAAGCAGAUUCUGAACACUGGUAAUAUCCAACUCAUCCCAUUUUCUGGCACCUCAUGUAAAGCGCCACUGAUGUGAUGGGGGAGAAGGAAGACUACCUAUUCUACUUGUAUUUAUGCAACAAAGAAAGUGGAGCCUACCUUGGAAUCGGAGAUGAAUUUGGAAGGAGCUGUCUUCAGAAUUCCUUAUGUUUACUGUGUGUUCAGAGACUUGAACUUAUUUCUUAAGCAAUUGCACCAAUGUAAUAGACUUAAUUUCAUUCUGAUUGAUGUUCAUUUGGCAAAACCUGUUCAUAUUUCCUUUGAAAUUCUACAAAGAAUGUUUUUUUAUUUCGAAGUGUUUUAAGUAUGGCUCUUUGA